Messenger RNA from Eruca vesicaria subsp. sativa (arugula), 1386 nucleotides. NCBI's taxonomy places the organism in Eukaryota, Viridiplantae, Streptophyta, Magnoliopsida, Brassicales, Brassicaceae. The record is from the annotation of a GenBank genome assembly.
AUGAGCAAAUUCGAGGUACAUUGCAUUGUUCGUUCAGGCCUGUUGCAUAUAUGUAAGCAAAUGAGUUCUGGUCACAGCAAAAUGCCUUCAGAUUCGAUAAAAGUAGUCCCUGGUAGGAGUAAACUACGGGUUGAAUCUUCAAACCCAGUUGCUAGAGGUAAUCCAAUGCGUAGAACUUCAAAAGUGAUGUUGAUCACACCAGAAGAAGCUAUGCAGCUAUCAUCUGGACUCAGUCAAGUGCCCACUCCUCCAGUUUCUGAAUCACCAAGACCUAAGAUUGCUCGUGUAACUCCUGUGUCACCAAGACCUAAGACUGCUCGUGCAACUCCUGUGUCACCAAGACCUAAGGCUGCUCGUGUAACUUUUGAGUCACCAAGACCUGUCCUGGCUGUUCAAACUCCUGAAACACCAAGACCUGUCUCAGAUGUUACUGCAAGAAGUUUAGUGUGUGGUCUUCCUGCUCCGAGUAUGAAUACUACAACAGUGAGACGGAAAACCACACCCAAAAAUUUCCAUCAAUCUACCGUUGACCUUCCUCCUAGUCCUCGUGCUUUGCAGAUUCGUGCAAGAAUUAAGCAAAAAGAUGUUAAUGCAACACAUACUAUAGAAGGGACAGUUGUAGAAGUUGGUGAUAAAGCUAAAGAUCAUGAUGCCAAGGAGACAUCUCAACCAACCUCUAGUGAAAGAAUCUCAGAGUUGCUUCAUUACUUUCCAGCUUUGCAUCCUACUUGGAAGGGACAUAUUGUAGAUUCUGCCACCAUGUCUGAGUUUGACUGCGAGUUUUGUGCUAAACCAGCAUCCAAUAUCACCAGGAAGGCACUGAGACUCUCCAAGGCGAUGCCUACGUUACUCGAGGUAGAACUGCUUCCAACAGGCCAUAUUCUGAAUAAUGUGUUUCACAGAACACCAAGGAUAUCGGAUGUGGAGCUCUAUCUUUUCUCAGAUGAGAAGGAAACAGAAAGGUCUAAAAGGGAACAUGCUCACCUGUUUGAGGCCAUGUCAACUCGCAAUGCCAUGAUCAAAGUUAAUAUAAAUGGCACAGAGUUGCUAAUAUUCUCCUCGAGACUAUUGGACAAGACUUCCCAGUUUUUCCUCAAGAAGCAGUACAAAACAGAAAACUAUCUUUGGGGUUUCUUUCUCCAUAACAAAACCUCACAAGCAACUUCUUAUCAACCUGACAGAGAUGUUGUUGACAUGGACAUAGACACUGACUACCCAACCCCUAAUCUAGCUCUCAAGCUAAUAGCAGAAUCACAAAGCAUUCCCUCAAGCUCACCAGUCAACGCACCUCCUGGUUUUGAGAAACCCUCUUCAAGAUCCCCCGGGAAGGUAGAUAAGCAUUUUCAGCUAUUGAGUAACAGUCAUAGUGAUGAGCAGUUUAGAUAG